Vitis vinifera (wine grape) is the source of this 629-nucleotide messenger RNA. RefSeq names its product protein DELETION OF SUV3 SUPPRESSOR 1(I). Lineage: Eukaryota; Viridiplantae; Streptophyta; Magnoliopsida; Vitales; Vitaceae. The record is from RefSeq and is a predicted model, not a curated record. The coding region runs from base 271 to 480 and encodes 69 amino acids. Gene Ontology annotation, cellular component: proteasome regulatory particle, lid subcomplex; proteasome complex. The transcript is spliced from 3 exons. Gene Ontology annotation, biological process: double-strand break repair via homologous recombination; mRNA export from nucleus; proteasome assembly.
AAUUUGUUAAAUGGAGCGGGAUCUUUGUGCUUCAAUGCAUGAAGUUUAAAUUAAAUGUAAAUAGAAGGAAUUAAAUUUUUAUUCAGUAUUACAUUUAUUUUUCAACAAAACGACGUCGUCAUACUGAAAAUUUCCCAACAUAUGCACACUCGCUGGUAAGGUCCAGAUUAUUCUAGAAAAGCGAUUCUUGACGUCCCCAGUAGUUACGAGUUCGUCCUCCGUUUGGCAGCUGAGAAAACAAGCCCGAGGAAGGUUUUGGUGAGGUUCGAAAUGGCAACGGAACCUAAGGCAGCGGCUGAGAAUGUGAAAAUUGACCUAUUCGAAGAUGAUGAUGAGUUUGAAAUCAAUGAAGAGUGGGAGGAUAGGGCUGAAGAAAAAGUAGCAGAGCAAUGGGAAGAUGAUUGGGACGAUGAUGAUGUCCAUGAUGAUUUUUCUCAGCAGUUAAGGAAGGAACUGGAGAAUAACAUCAAGAAAAGCUAAUUUCAAUGAUUUCGAAAUUUGUUUUCUGUGGUCUCAGUUGAAUAUUGACCGAUUGCUGUUUAAGACGAGAAAUUCACAGUCAAUGAUUCUAAGGCUAUGUUUGCCUUGAAAAUAUUCAGGAAAGAGUAAAAGAGAAAUAAGUUUUUCUA